AUGGCUGACCAAAGCCUCGAAAUGGAGUUGCAGGACCUGUGCAGGCUCCCUCCGCGCGAACUCGAUCAACAGCCGAUCACCAAAAUCGUCCACCUUGGCGAUGCUGAUGCUGUCGCCGACCUUACACCCACCGAUGAAGAAAAGAAGCCCAAAGACACGGCGUCGGUCCCCUUCGGACAGAGCGUGAACCGUCCCCAUGGUGAACAGCUCGAAGCACCAAUCCACUCGCCAUCGCCCGAUUCCAGCACUCUGGUCACGCAUCCGCAAGAUCGCACCGAACCCGCCGCCAUGUCACAUCCCAAGAACUGCAGGAACGAUACAACAUGCAGGACUUACAGCCUCUUCAGCGCUGUGGGAAAUGUCAGAACUGGUACACUGAAAGUCACAAUUCGCCGAUUGCCUGCACGCACCAUCCAGGAACCGUCUUCUUCCGAGACGCCGAGCACCUAG
Molecule: messenger RNA, 450 nt
Organism: Anthostomella pinea
Lineage: Eukaryota; Fungi; Ascomycota; Sordariomycetes; Xylariales; Xylariaceae
Source: the annotation of a GenBank genome assembly